Molecule: messenger RNA, 2772 nt
Organism: Salvia splendens (bonfire salvia)
Lineage: Eukaryota; Viridiplantae; Streptophyta; Magnoliopsida; Lamiales; Lamiaceae
Product: endoplasmin homolog
Exons: 15
Coding region: 93-2552 (819 amino acids)
Biological process (GO): protein folding
Molecular function (GO): ATP-dependent protein folding chaperone; ATP hydrolysis activity; ATP binding
Source: RefSeq, a predicted model, not a curated record
CAACCAGUCUCCUAAACCCCCGAGCUGAAUAAAUCUCACUCUCCACUCGAGUGCAAAAACAACCUCACUCACAGAUACCGCAGCGAGCAAAAAUGAGGAAAUGGACGAUCUGCUCCUUUUUGUUACUACUCUGCCUUUUGUUUCUUCUACCAGAUCAAGGUAGGAAUUUACACGCAAAUGCCGAAGCUGAUUCGGAUGCGCCAGUCGAUCCUCCGAAGGUGGAGGAGAAAAUCGGCGCCGUACCGCACGGAUUGUCCACCGAUUCCGAUGUUGUGAAGAGAGAAGCUGAAUCGAUGUCGAGGAAAUCUCUCCGCUCCAGCGCGGAGAAGUUUGAGUUCCAAGCCGAGGUGUCGCGGCUUAUGGACAUUAUCAUCAACUCUCUAUACAGUAACAAGGAUAUAUUCUUAAGAGAAUUGAUCUCCAAUGCGUCAGACGCUUUGGAUAAGAUCAGAUUCUUAUCACUUACUGAUAAGGAAAUUUUGGGAGAAGGUGAUGAUGCCAAGCUUGAGAUACAGAUUAAGUUGGACAAAGAAAAGAAAAUACUCUCAAUCCGUGACAGAGGUAUUGGUAUGACAAAGGAGGAUUUAAUCAAGAAUUUGGGUACCAUCGCUAAAUCUGGAACUUCAGCAUUUGUGGAAAAGAUGCAGACAAGUGGAGAUCUUAACCUUAUUGGGCAAUUUGGUGUCGGAUUCUACUCUGUGUAUCUUGUUGCUGACUAUGUUGAAGUUAUUAGCAAACAUAAUGAUGACAAACAGCACGUUUGGGAGUCAAAGGCAGAUGGAGCUUUUGCAAUCUCAGAAGAUACAUGGAACGAACCACUUGGUCGUGGAACUGAAAUUAGACUGCACCUCAGAGAGGAAGCACAGGAGUAUUUGGAAGAGCACAAAUUGAAGGAAUUGGUGAAAAAGUAUUCUGAAUUCAUUAACUUCCCCAUACAUCUUUGGGCUACUAAAGAAGUGGAGGAGGAGGUCCCUGCUGAGGAAGAUGAUGCCAGUGACGAUGAGGAUAAUGCUGAAAGUAAAUCUUCUGAGGAAGAGGAAGAGGAUGCUGAGAAAGAAGAGGACGAGAAGAAACCCAAAACAAAGACAGUGAAGAAAACUACCUCUGAGUGGGAACUUUUGAAUGAUGUGAAAGCUAUAUGGCUACGGAGUCCAAGGGAGGUGACCGAUGAAGAAUACACAAAAUUCUAUCACUCUCUGGCUAAGGACUUUGGCGAAGAGAAGCCUAUGACAUGGAGUCACUUCAAUGCUGAAGGUGAUGUGGAAUUCAAGGCUGUGCUGUUUGUGCCUCCUAAGGCUCCUCACGAUUUGUAUGAGAGUUACUACAAUGCCAACAAAUCCAAUUUGAAGCUAUAUGUCAGACGUGUCUUUAUCUCAGAUGAAUUCGAUGAACUUCUGCCCAAAUAUCUUAACUUCUUGCUGGGUCUUGUUGAUUCCGACACCUUGCCACUUAAUGUGUCGAGAGAAAUGUUACAACAGCACAGCAGCUUGAAAACGAUCAAGAAGAAACUCAUCCGUAAAGCCCUUGAUAUGAUCCGCAAGCUUGCUGAGGAGGACCCUGAUGAAUCUAGCGACACAGACAAGAAAGAAGUCGAAGAAUCCGGUGACAGCAAUGAAAAGAAGGGCCAGUAUGCAAAAUUCUGGAAUGAGUUUGGCAAGUCAAUCAAGCUUGGUAUCAUCGAGGAUGCCACCAACAGAAAUCGCCUAGCAAAACUUCUUAGAUUUGAAACUACCAAAUCUGAUGGUAAAUUAACCUCACUGGAUAAAUACAUAGCAAGAAUGAAGUCAGGACAGAAAGAUAUCUUUUACAUUACCGGAACAAGCAAGGAACAGCUCGAGAACUCUCCAUUCCUUGAAAAUCUGAAAAAGAAAGGUUACGAGGUCAUUUUCUUCACCGACCCUGUGGAUGAAUACUUGAUGCAAUACCUGAUGGAUUAUGAAGACAAGAAAUUCCAAAACGUAUCCAAGGAGGGGCUCAAACUCGGGAAGGAAUCGAAACUGAAGCAACUCAAGGAGUCGUUCAAGGAGCUGACCAAAUGGUGGAAAGGUGCUCUUGCUAGUGAAAACGUUGAUGACGUGAAGCUCAGCAACCGUCUAGCAGACUCCCCGUGCGUGGUGGUGACAUCGAAAUAUGGGUGGAGUUCGAACAUGGAGAGAAUCAUGCAGUCUCAAACGCUCUCGGACGCGAGCAAGCAAGCCUACAUGCGUGGGAAGAGGGUCCUUGAAAUCAACCCCCGACACCCUAUCAUCAAAGAGCUUCAGGCCAGAGUAGCCAAGGAUCCUGAGGAUGAAAGCGUGAAGGAAACAGCGAAGCUCAUUUACCAGACGGCCCUCAUGGAGAGCGGCUUCGUUCUCAAUGAACCGAAAGAUUUUGCUUCCCGAAUAUACAGCUCGGUGAAGAAAAGCCUCAACAUCAGCCCGGAUGCAGCAGUGGAGGAGGAGGACGAUGUCGAGGAGACGGAGACGGAGACGGAGACUAGUUCAAAAGAAACCGAGAGUUCUCCCAAGAUUGAGGAAGAGGCAGUGGAUGAGGAUGUGAACGAUGAGCUGUAGGCUGUGAUCAAGUUUUUGUUAUUUUUGUUAUCUGGAUAGGAGAUUCUAAUUUUCAUUUUGUUAUCUUUAGAAAUUCUCUUGUCUAGUAAGUAACGUAGUGCAAAUACGAGGUUGAACCGAGCUAUGAUGUGCGAAUUCUCCUGACACGCGAGUGCCUUUAUUACAAUGGUGUAUUUCAACUUACGAAAAAUCAUGGGGAUAAGCUAUAUUUUAACUUCCA